Staurois parvus is the source of this 947-nucleotide messenger RNA. The record is from the annotation of a GenBank genome assembly. NCBI's taxonomy places the organism in Eukaryota, Metazoa, Chordata, Amphibia, Anura, Ranidae.
UUCGAAAUAAGUGCAAGAUUUGGAGGUGAAGCCAGCAGCCCCUCUCUGACACUUCAGGCAGCUAAACAUUUUUGGCAUGCUUGCUCUCCACUGACAAAAUCUGCUAAGGAACGAGAACCUCUUAAGGAUUUUGUUAUUUGUGUUAUAAAGGCCUGAAUGAAGCAGAAACCAAGCAGAAACAGGGGACAGAAAAUGAUACCACUUUAUUUUACCUGUGGCCUACGAUGGACAUUGAAAACCGUAAAGUGCAUGACCCAGAUAAUCCUAAAGCAGUCUCCAGUGAAUCCAUUGGAUAUAAUGAAGAGUUAAGCCUGAAAGCUGGACUUUAUGAGCUGCUGUUCAUAUUACAUGCUGAUAAGAAUGAUUGGGAAUCGGGUCUCAAAGUGCUGGAUGAAGCCAUCAACAUUCUGCCACGUACUAGACACAGACUUGUCAUCUUCAAACACCGUGUUCUUGUAAAGGCACGUUUGGGUCAUAACUUUUUCAUGGACAUCCAGAAGUUCAAGGAUGAAAGUGAAGACUAUGUGUCAUACAUUUGGCAUAAUGUUGCCAAAACCUGCAGAAGCGACCGUGAACAGUUAGCCUGCUAUAUGAAUGCAGUUGAUGCUUUGAAGAAACCAGAAAAUGAUUGGCAAAAAGUGGAGUACUUGCUAGAACUAGCAGAAUGGUUGUACUGCAAACAGUUUUCUCUAAGCGAUGCCAUGAACAUGCUUGAUUGGGCGGUGGAUAUACUGCUUCAUAUGAGGUUCUCCAGUAAUUCAGAGGAAGGUAAAACUCAAAAAAUAAAAGCAAAGCCUAGAAAGAAAUCAUCCCAGAAUAAGGAGCCAGCAAGUGAACAAGAUCCAAACCCAGAGGUUACCGAAACAGGACCUGGAGAACAGUUGGGAAGCCCUUGUAACUCCCUGGAAAAUUUGAAGAACAUUAGACAGCUAGAGGCCUUAGCACGA